Rotaria socialis is the source of this 300-nucleotide messenger RNA. The record is from the annotation of a GenBank genome assembly. Lineage: Eukaryota; Metazoa; Rotifera; Eurotatoria; Philodinida; Philodinidae.
AUGUCUGUAAAUCAUUCGAACGAUUUAGUUGAGAACGAAGCUUUCGAUCUCAGUCAUACUACGAAUAUCAUUCGAGCAAUAGUCGAAGAUAUUCUCAAUAGGAAUAAAUUCAAUGAAGACAAUGUCAAUAGUUGGACACGACAGAUUGUUGAUAGAUGUCAACAAUCUUUGUUAGAAAUUCAUAAUUCAUUUAAAACAAUUAUCACAGCAAUGAUUAUUCCUAAGAGUGAGGAAAAUAUUCAUAUGAGUAAUGCUUGCCUUUGGGAUUAUGAAGUUGAUGGUAGUACAAUUAUCAAGUAG